CUCGCUACGUCCGGCGAUAGAAGCGACGACUAGGAAGCUGAGCCGCUGCUGAAUUGAGUUUCCCGCGUAGGACAAGUGAGCGGCUCUCAGAUUAAGUACAAUGCCUUGUAAAAAAAAAGCGGCAGCACCGGCUGCCAAAAGAGCCCCACCUAAACGCAAGCUGGCGGAGGAGUUUCCACAAGGAGAAGUUCUCACGGAUUCGGCAAAAAAGCAGUGGAAAUUGGGAGCGCCCAUCGGUCAGGGUGGAUUUGGACGUCUUUACCUUGCGGAUGAAAAUUCUUCCAAAACAGUUGGACCCGAUGCUCCUUAUGUCAUUAAAGUGGAACCAAGUGACAACGGACCCCUCUUCUCUGAACUCAAAUUUUACAUGCGAGCCGCCAAACCCGAUAUGAUUCAAAAGUGGACCAGCAGUCAUAAAUUAAAAUACCUUGGUGUACCCAGGUAUUGGGGAUCUGGGCUGCAUGACAAAAAUGCAAACAGGUACAGGUUUAUGGUCAUGGAUCGUUUUGGGAAGGACCUACAGAAAAUAUUUGAAGAGACUUCCAAGCGAUUCUCUCACAAAACUGUGCUGCAGUUAGGGCUGAGACUGAUUGAUAUUCUGGAGUAUGUACAUGAGCAUGAAUAUGUACAUGGAGAUAUCAAAGCCUCCAAUCUUCUACUGCAUCAUAAGCACCCUGAUCAGGUGUUCUUGGUGGAUUAUGGCCUGACUUACAGAUACUGUCCAGACGGUGUGCACAAGGAAUAUAAAGAAGAUCCCAGGAAAUGUCACAAUGGCACUAUAGAGUUUACAAGUGUCGAUGCUCACUUAGGAGUCAGUCCAUCAAGAAGAGGAGACUUAGAAAUCCUUGGCUAUUGCAUGAUUCAGUGGCUGUGCGGGAAACUUCCAUGGGAAGACAAACUGACGGAUCCAAAUUAUGUUGCAGACUCAAAAAGAAGUUAUUAUUCUGACAUACCAGCACUUAUAGACACGUGUUUCCCGGGAAAAAAGAAGCCAGAUGAGAUUACGAAGUACAUGGAGGCUGUUGCAGCGCUCGAUUAUACAGCUAAACCUCAGUACCAGAAGUUAAGAGACCUACUUCUACAGGGUCUGAAAUCUCUGGGUGCCAAGGACGAUGGGAAACUGGACUUCUCCUCCGCUCAGAAUGGAGAUGUUCCUGUAAAGGCCCAGAAGCGAAAGUUGCCAAAGACCUCUGAUGAAGAGGAGGCUGGACAAAGCGAAGUGAAGAGGAAGGCUCCCAGAGGGCGCCCUCGAAGAGCUGCUGCAACUUCACCAAAACCUGCUGCAACUUCACCAAAACCAUCACCAAAAGGAAGAGGACGCAGAAGAGUGAAGUAGCAGUGAUGUCUGUCAUAUUUUACAUGUGUUUUUAUGUUUUGUAUGGAGAACAUGUAUAGAUGUCCAUAAUCUUUUGAGAAUAAAGUUUUAUCCUCCAUUCUGUA
Molecule: messenger RNA, 1440 nt
Organism: Bufo bufo (common toad)
Lineage: Eukaryota; Metazoa; Chordata; Amphibia; Anura; Bufonidae
Gene: VRK1
Product: VRK serine/threonine kinase 1
Exons: 13
Coding region: 101-1336 (411 amino acids)
Biological process (GO): peptidyl-serine phosphorylation; signal transduction
Cellular component (GO): cytoplasm; nucleus
Molecular function (GO): protein serine/threonine kinase activity; ATP binding
Source: RefSeq, a predicted model, not a curated record